UCUCUAAACUAAAAGUGAACAUGGCUGAUUUUGGAGAGAUCCUCCGGAAUAUUGGAGAGUUUGGAUUAUUUCAGAAGAUCACCCUUUUUGCUCUUUGCUUCCCAAAUAUAAUUCUUACUUUUCACUUUGCUAGUGUAUUUUUUGUCCAGUCAGAUCCAGAGCGACACUGUAACACAGACUGGAUCCUCAGAGCUGAUCCUAACCUGACCACAGAUGAGCAGCUGAACCUGACUCUGCCCCGGGAGGAGGAUGGGACCUUCAGCAGGUGUCAGAUGUUUAUCCCUGUGGACUGGGACAUCAGUGCCAUCAGGGAGUAUGGACUCAAUGAGACCACAAGGUGCCAGAAUGGAUGGGUGUACUACAACACAUUGUACGAUGCUACAAUAGUCACUGAUUUUGAUCUAGUUUGUGACCAGGCUAAUUUGUUGGAAAUUGCACGAGCAGCGCUGAUGGCUGGUAUUCUUGUUGGUUGUCUUUUAUUUGGACCCUUUGCUGAAUCGUUUGGUCGUAAACGAGCAGCUCAGAUUCCAGUCAUUGUGACGCUGAUAUUUACUGUAACAACAGGCUUAUGUCCCAACUUUUACCUUUAUUGUGCAUCCCAGUUUAUGGUGGGAAUUGGCUAUGGAGGUUAUCGGCUUAACUGUGUUAUAUUGGCCACUGAGUGGAUCGGGGUGUCCAAACGAUCAUGUGGAGCAUGUGUGACUCAGCUAUGUGGUGCAGUAGGGAACCUCAUACUUGCUGGUAUAAUCUACUUCAUUAGAGACUGGAGACUGGCUCAAUUUAUCACAGCAGCUCCAACUGCAGUGAUUGCUAUUUACAUAUGGUUUAUUCCAGAGUCAGCCAGGUGGUUGUUGGGCAGAGGAAAGACAGAAGAGGCUAAACACCUGAUUACAAAAGCAGCAGCCAUCAACAAACGCACUGUCUCAGACUCUCUGCUAGAAAAGAUUGUUGUGAAAGAAACUGAGAAAAAGGAAGGCAUAAUAAUUCUUAUCCAAUCAUCUGUGCUUAGGAAGUAUUUCUUUACCAUACUACUGGCAUGGUUCUCACUGAAUGUUACCUACUAUUGUCUGUCAUUCAAUGUGGGAAAUUUUGGCUUGGACAUCUUCCUGACACAGGCCAUGUUUGGUGUGACUGAACUACCAGCUCAUAUACUUUGCAUCUGGCUGUUGGAAGCACUGGGGAGAAGAGUCUCACUGAUGUCAACACUUCUGAUUGGAGGAUUCUUGUGCAUCUUAAUCCUGGCUUUUCCUCAAAGUAAUGCCAUUGCUGUUACUGCGUUGGCAAUCUCAGGCCGUUUUUUCAUAAAUUGGGCGGGAUCCAUAUGCAACGUGUAUGUUCAGGAGCUGUUUCCAACAUCUUUUCGACAAACAGCCUCUGGGUUGGGCUCCAUUGCAAGCAGAGCUGGUGGCUUGCUGUCUCCGUUGCUCAACAUGUUGGCCAUAUACCACUGGUCCAUACCCAUCAUUGUUUUCAGCAGCCUUACAUUGGUCAGUGGAGCUCUUGGCUUCCUGCUUCCUGAGACCAGGAGAAAAGAGCUUCCUGAUUCAACUGAUGAGGCAGAGGGCAACAUAAAUAAGACGACCAUGAAGAUCCUAAGUGCAUCAAGCAUGUCUCCACAAAGCAAAUCAACCAAACUGUAGAAUGAACACUUCUGUUACUUACUCUGUCCAUCCAAAUCUCCAUUCAUUUUCUUGUGGCAUCACCCUCAGCCCACGUGUUAGCCUUACACACAAGAUAUCUGCAAAUGUAAUGAGCUGAUGGCUCGGGAAGAUAAUGAGCACAGUCAUGCCCACAAGGUAACAAACCCUUGAAAUUUUAAUGACUCUGUGUCUUAACCUCUUGUGCCACCCUCUGGACUUUUUCAGGCACUCUGCAAAGUGUUCAGGAUGCCAGUCAGUAGUCUGGAGGGUAUGCACAUGCUGCCACCACCUGUCACAAACAUGCAACAGUCAGUGCCUGCUGUUGUGCACUCACAUAGAAAAAAACAUCUUAAGCAUUGAAAAUAUUAAUAAAACCCAAUAUAUCAACACUCAACUAACAAUCCAAAAGUAUGUAUUAGGCCUCAAGACAUUUUGAAUAAUAAAAUUA
Molecule: messenger RNA, 2088 nt
Organism: Lates calcarifer (barramundi perch)
Lineage: Eukaryota; Metazoa; Chordata; Actinopteri; Centropomidae
Product: solute carrier family 22 member 13
Exons: 10
Coding region: 21-1640 (539 amino acids)
Biological process (GO): transmembrane transport
Cellular component (GO): membrane
Molecular function (GO): transmembrane transporter activity
Source: RefSeq, a predicted model, not a curated record